Thamnophis sirtalis is the source of this 3756-nucleotide messenger RNA. The record is from RefSeq and is a predicted model, not a curated record. NCBI's taxonomy places the organism in Eukaryota, Metazoa, Chordata, Lepidosauria, Squamata, Natricidae.
AUUUGUUUGGUAUUCAACGCAUAAGUUACAACUUGUUGAUGUCAGCUGCCUUGUGACUCACUAUAUUAUUACUUAUGGGAAAAAAUGUUUAGUACUCAUUUUUGGUACUACUCCUGCCUCCCAGAAUCAAGGUACCACUGUAUCUUGUGUAUAGUUGCAUUUCAUUAACAAAAUAGUGCACACAAGGUUAGUGCUUUGUUUGUCAAAGGCCUUUAAUAUAAGAUUGAUAAGCAAUAUUCUGUUUUUCUCAUCCUGUGUUUCUUGUUUGUUACAUUUAUAUACAUACAUUUAUUGUGUAUCAUUAUUAGCCAACAUGAUAAUUUUUGUUGAAGUAUAACAUUUAUUAUUUAUGCUGGCUCAUUCUUUUGCAUACCAGGCCUGUCUUAAUUUUUUGAAACAUUCAUUUUAUGUGAACUAUAAUUGUGUUUUGGUGCAUUUAAAUCAAAAUAUUUAUCAUAGUUUAUUUAAAACAGAAAGAUACAGCAAUUGCAAAUCUUCAAGAGCAAAUGAACAGUGUUAAGGAGAAGUUGAUGAAACUGGUGGCUAUAGAGGAUAACCACAGUGUUGCUGGUUCUCCAUUACUUUCAACCUCCUUUUUAUUGCCUUCUCACUCGACAGCUAAUUUUUCUUCAAUGGCAACAGAAAAUCUACCCUUUUCACUUAGCCAGGAGCUGAAACCAUGGCAGAAUUCUAAGCUCUCAAAUUCACAAUAUGUAGCAGGAUUAGUUACUGAAAAAAGGUCUAUGGAUGACUCAGAACAUACAGUUCAAGAUAACAUAUCAUUAGACAUUACUGCUAAGCGCAAACUAGUGAAUAAGAAGCAUUCAGGUGCUAAGUAUAAUGAAGAGCAUUGGUUUUCCCAAUCCAGCACUUUAGAUACUAGAGAGAGGCUACAUGAACACAGUUUCAGCACAUUGAGCAAAGGAGCAAGGCAACCACAUUUUUCAGCACUGAAGCAAAAGCAAAGCCCCGAAGUAAGUUCUGCGAGCAAAACAAAAUUUCAAGAAAACUUGCAGGAUCUGAGUGUGAAUCACAUUACUACAAUGCAGCCAUCUUCCAGGGGACCCAAGUACAAUUAUGAAAGGAGAAUGAGGUUGCAACCAAAGGAGAUUCAGAAGAAAGUCCCCUUCAACUUUUCUGGUUCCAUGGCCUCCAGUAUUCAGUGUGUUGUGAAUAAAUCAGCCAACAGAAUGCAAAGAAUGAGCAGAUUAAUAGAAUAUCCUUGGUUAGCACCAAGAAGCACCAUGGAUGGAGAUUAUUUGCAUCAGCCUCCACCUUUGCAAUCAUUGGUGCUCAAGAACCCACUUGAAACUAAGCCUGACAGUGGGUUUCAAUCAUUAUACAAUCAAGGCUCUGGCUUGCUGCUAGGCAAUCAUCCGGUAGGGAACUGUGCAUCUACAUUUUAUCCCACAAACUUGAGGAAUGUUCAUUAUCCGCAGAAAGAUUUUCUGACAAGAGCUAUUCCAGGCCUGCCUCCCUUCCAGCAUUUUUACUUUGAUUCUGGCAGCAGUUCUUCCGAGGAGAGAACCUAUUGCCAUCAAACACAGGCUUGUGGAGUUUGCCAUUGCAGUCUCUCUUCUUCUUCUAGUGACAGCUGCAUGAUUGACACAGAUCCUGAAUAUAGUAUGUUAGAUUAUACAAAACUUUACAGCAAAACUAAACAAAUUGUGAAUUUCAAUGAAGAUUUGGAAUCCACUUAUGUAUAAAAAUAAAAUUUGAAUUUACCAUACAUUUCUGUUUUUGGAGUAAAUGAGAAUAUCCUCAAAAGCAUGGCUUCUCGUGUAAAUUGCUUGAGCCUAUAAAAAUUAGUCACAUAGAAGCUCAGUUAACAUCUAAAGAAUUAUACCAAUUUCAAUUGAUUUGUUAGACCUCUUCUAAAAAGUCCAGUAUCCAUCUAGCCACUCAUUCGUUUAUUGCUUUUUUGUAAUGCUUGUGCAAAAGGAAGAAAAGAUGUUAAUUACCAGAAAUCAGCAUGGUUUAUCAAGAACUCUUUCCUGACUAGUUAAGAGACAAGUAUCAAAUGAGUGUCCAUAAGGAAUAUUUUUAGAUCUACUUUUCAGUCUUUUGAUUAAAGAUUUGGAUGAAGGGGCAGAAUUAUUAUUAAAGUUGCAGAUACAAAAUUGAAAGGGAGAAUCAGUACCAUGGAAGACUGAAAUACAAUUCAAAAUUACCAGAUUUGAGAAAUACAUUGAAAGCAUCAAAAUGAAAUUUAACACAGGGAAGUGCAGUGUUCCUUACUUAGGAAACAAAAAUUUACGGACAGGUAAGGAAUAUAUAGUUUCAUUGUGAAAAGUAUCUUGGAGUAGUAACGUCUUGUAAGCUGAAGAUGAGUCAUCAGUGUGAUAUGGCUAUAUAAAAUAAUUACAGGCUGAAGUCUAUAUUUAGCACUAUGGAAGACUGAUGUGGAGAUAGUGACGUGGUCCCUUUUUUCUCUACACACGUAUAACAUAUCUAUGUAGAAGGGAUUACUCAGCCAGUUGAGACCAUUUCUUUGCCAUUAUUUUUUUACUUAGCAAGCUUUCCAAGUUGCGUUACAGAAUUAUAAAUUCUCUUACAUUUUUAGCUGUGUUGCUACUCGAACAAUUGAUAGUAAGAGUUCUCUAAUCUCACAUCUGCAUAACGGGAAAUAAUGAUGCAUCUACAUAUAUGUUUGGCAAAAAAUUAGUUAUGUGGGUACACAAGUUAAUUGGGAUACAUAAUCACACUAUCUCUAGGUGUUCUCUGCUAGGAAUCCUGUAUCCUUGGCAAUGGGUCAACUAUAUGAAUGAUGACCAAUGAGGUCAAAAGCCCCCAGAAGCUGAAUCUUGGCCUAGCCCUAAUGACCGAGAAAGAAAAGUAUUGUGCAUCUGCUAGCUCAAGGGAGUCCAUCCUCUGCUGUUUCUUUGGAGUUCCCACCAAGCUGAAGGAACAUGGAUUGAUAUAUUCAUUAGAUUUUUUUAAAAUUAUUUUUUAUUACAUAAUUCAAGGCAGCAAACAUUCUAUUUUCCUCACAACAAUCUUGUGACAUAGAUUGAGCUGAGGAAGAGUGACUGAUGCAGUCACCCAGCUGACUUUUCAUAUUAAGGUGGGAUUAGAAUUUAAGUAUUCUGGUUGCUACAUUAGCACCUUAACUACUACAUUUCCUUCAUAAUUGUAUUGUUUAUUUUUGUGUUUAACAAAAAUAAACUAUCCAUUUGAUAGAAAAUUUCUUUUGUUUAAAGGCAGUUUUUGCAUCUCAGAAAUACAAAUUGCUUGACUAUGAACUAGUAGAUGAUUUUCUCAAUGGGAAAUGCUCCAGUCAUAUGAAAAGCUUUUACAGAAUCAGUACUGCCACUAAAAGGUUUUAAAAUCAGGUGAAACUCACUUAACUAACUUACUUAACAAUAGAAAUUCUGAUCCCCAUUUUAGUUAUAAGUUGAGAAUUACCUGCAUGUGAAAAAAAUGCAUGUGAAGAAUUAAGCCUAGUACCGUUAUUUAAAAAUUACCUGAGAUAAACUAAAUUCAAAUCUAUGUUAACAGUGCUAAAUUUAUUUCCUUCAAAAUGAGAUCUGUGCAUGGAAGGUUACACUGUUACCUUCCAAGUUUCCUUGCACCACUUUUUAUACUUAUAAAUCUAUUGUCCACUGGGCCAAUACAGCAGAAGCAUUUUCUUUAUCCAAAAGUAUUACUUAAUGUUUUCUAUAACAUUCAGAGUUGGUUGAACUGAUAUUCUCAGAGCUUCCGUCAUUUCCAUUCACAGGUUCUCAUUUGAUUCAGUCACUCUCCCACAGUGUAUCA